AUGGAGCAGGCGAAAAAGACAAGGAGUGGAAACAAAACGGGGAUCACAGGUUCGAGACCCACCCCUCUCAAGGUUUCCAAGGACUCUCACAACUGUACAAAGAUUAAACCUGUGAUUAUAUACCUUCGAUCUCCUGAAGUUAUACACACGCAGCCUAAAGAUUUCAAGGCGCUUGUGCAGCGACUCACAGGCUCCUCCUCCUCUUGUACUCAACACAGGGAGGAUUUCAGUGCUCUUCAAACAAAUACUUCGGUUUUCUGUUCUUUGGAAAAUAAAGAGACGACCCACCAACUCCAAGCCACCCCUCCGCCGCCAGACGUAUGGCCUAUUAAUGAUUGCCUUUCUCAACUGAUUUCUCCGCCAUGGAAUUCCUUUGCAGAAGACUUGGAUUUGGACAUGCUUUGGGAUUCAUAG
Cryptomeria japonica (Japanese cedar) is the source of this 414-nucleotide messenger RNA. RefSeq lists its product as uncharacterized. The transcript has a single exon. Gene Ontology annotation, cellular component: nucleus. Bases 1 to 414 code for a protein of 137 amino acids. The record is from RefSeq and is a predicted model, not a curated record. Lineage: Eukaryota; Viridiplantae; Streptophyta; Pinopsida; Cupressales; Cupressaceae.